Molecule: messenger RNA, 984 nt
Organism: Galeopterus variegatus (Sunda flying lemur)
Lineage: Eukaryota; Metazoa; Chordata; Mammalia; Dermoptera; Cynocephalidae
Product: olfactory receptor 52D1-like
Exons: 1
Coding region: 1-984 (327 amino acids)
Biological process (GO): G protein-coupled receptor signaling pathway
Cellular component (GO): membrane
Molecular function (GO): olfactory receptor activity; G protein-coupled receptor activity
Source: RefSeq, a predicted model, not a curated record
AUGAAGAGAAAGCUAAAACAUCUGACCCUGGUUAUGUCAGCAUAUAAUAAGACUGAUGCCCAUCCACUGACCUUCAUUCUCAUCGGCAUUCCUGGGUUGGAAGCUGCCCACAUCUGGAUCUCCAUCCCCUUCUCCGUGGUCUACCUUCUGGCUCUACUGGGAAAUUGCUCUCUUCUGUUUAUUGUCAAGACAGACCCCAGCCUCCGUGAGCCAAUGUACCUCUUCCUCUGCAUGCUGGCUGUGGCUGACCUUGUUGUGUGUACCACAGCUGUGCCCAAACUUCUCAGCCUCUUCUGGUUCCACGACAGGGAGAUUCGCUUUGAAGCCUGCCUCACUCAGGUGUUCCUGAUUCACUCUUGCUCUACCAUGGAGUCUGGCUUCUUCCUGGCCAUGGCAUUUGACCGUUAUGUAGCCAUUUGUAAUCCGUUAAGACACUCAGCCAUUCUGACACACACUGUAAUUGGGGGCACAGGCCUAGCUAUUGUGCUCAGGGGCACAGCACUUCUCAGUCCUCACCCCUUUCUGCUACGUUGGCUUCCCUACUGCAGAACCAAUGUCAUCUCUCACACCUACUGUGAGUUCAUGGCCCUCAUCAAGAUUGCCUGUGCUGAAACAAGAAUUCGCAGAGCCUACAGCCUCACUGUUGCCUUUCUCACUGGUGGGGUGGACUUCAUAUUGAUCGUUUGCUCUUAUGUCCUCAUACUCCGCACCGUCUUUCACCUCCCAUCCAAGGAUGCCCGACUCAAGACCUUGGGCACCUGUGGCUCCCAUGUCUGUGUUAUCUUAGUGUCCUAUACUCCAGCCUUUUUCUCUUUUUUCACCCACAGGUUUGGGCACCGUGUGGCUCUGCAUGUCCACAUAUUUGUGGCCAACAUCUACCUUCUUGUCCCACCAAUGGUGAACCCCAUUAUAUAUGGGAUAAGGACCAAGAGGAUACGGGACAGAGUCCUUAAAUUGUUCAGUUUCUCAAAGCCACUAAAGUGA